UUCUGUUUGCAGCAGACCUCCAGCAGCCGGGGCCUCCUCAAGCUGCCUCGGAUGGAAGUGAAGUGGAUCCAUGUGACGCUGAUCUUCUUUUUCCUGCUCUCUGUUGCCAUGACCGGCUGCUUCUUGUGGCAGUACAGCCUCCCCAAAGUGGAGCCCGGUCCAUCUGGAAUGGAGGGGAGGUCAGAAGCGGUGCAAAUGUGCCCCCGCUAUCCAGAGCCAGUACCGCUGGAUCACCCGAUCCCCAUCCUGAAGGAUGCACUGGAGAAGGUGGACACGCUGCUGCGCAACAAAAUCCAUAGCCCAGGCCUCUCCACCAUGUCUGCCAUCGUUAUCUACAAUGACACUGUGCUCUGGACCGGUAACUUUGGGAAGAAAAAUGGCUCUAACUCCUUCUCAGCAAUGCCUAACGAGUAUACCAUUUACAGGAUUGCCAGCAUCUCCAAAGUCUUCCCCACGAUCAUGCUGUACCGACUGUGGGAAGAAGGAAAGGUAACGUCUUUGGAUGACCCUCUGGAGCGUUACGCUCAGGGCUUCGUUAUCAAAAAUCCCCUGGGGCGCCUAAAGGAAGCUGAACAAAGAUACACGGCCGACGGGCUGAUCUUUCUGGAGAAGGGGUCGCUGCCUCUCAAGCCGUCACCUGUCACCCUGCGCAGAAUGGCCAGCCAGCUCUCAGGACUGCCUAGGAGGCUCCGGUCCACUAGCCUGCUGUGGAAGGGAAGCACACAAGAAGCACUUGCUCUCCUGAAGGAUGACGUUUUGGUGGCUGAUCCAGGAACCAGAUGCCAUUACAGUAACUUGGCUUUCUCACUGAUGGCCCACGUGUUGGCUGAUCACGCUGCUGCGGGGGAAUACCAGCGCUGGGUUUCGGAGAAUAUCUUGGAUCGCUUGGGCAUGGAGGACACCGGCUUUGACAUCACACCGCCCAUCCGUUCCCAAAUGGCAGUGGGCUUCUACAGCAGCGGGCAGCCAGCGCCCCUGUACGACCUGGGCUGGUACCGACCCUCCGGCCAGAUGUACUCCACAGCCGCUGACCUUGCCAAGCUGGCGAUGGUUUUCCUAGGCACCUACCACCGACACCUCUUAGAGCCUGAUACUGUGAAGAUGAUGCUGACACCUCUUUUUAAAUGCUCGAGUGAAUACUUCGCCAACAAGACCGGCACCCCCUGGGAGAUCAAUGAGCAGCUGGGCUAUGACGUCGUCCGAAAAGACGGCGACCUGGACGGCUAUUCGGCGACCUUUUCCCUCAUCCCCAAGCUCCGCUUAAGCUUCAUCGUUCUGAUGGCAGGCCCCAGGCCCCCGGACGGGGAUAUCGUGACGCAGACGUACGAGACCCUUAUCCCUGCCAUGGAGAGGGCGUUUCGGGAAGCAGAGAAGAGCCUGAACCCUCCCCCGAGCCCCGCUCCCUACGUGGGCUACUACACGUACUCCAACUUGACCUUUUACGAGAUCAAAGCUGGAUCUCGCGGGGUGCUGGUCAUGCAGCAGUUUGGGCCCCACAUAGAAGAACUGAUCCCUGAAAACUACCGGACCAUCAAGCUUCACCACCUGGAGGACCGGGUCUUCCAGGUGGUUUUUGACAAAGAGUUCCCCUGCGUCCUGCGCCUGGGCUCUGCCUCCGUCUCUCUAGAGACCCAGGAUGGGCAGCUAUUUAAUUUCUACCCUUUCGACCGCAAGGGUUUGUCUCCUGGCUUUGAUGCUCCCGGUCUGAACACGUACAACGUGGUGCGCAUACACCGCAAGCCUGUCUUCUACAGCUAACUGAUGGGGGCUUCAGGUCGGUGUCUCCCCCACUUGUCCUCGGGGCUUUGGAGAGGCCACGUUAAAGGGAAAGACGAUGGCCACUAACCGUUUCCUACAACACUUUUUCUUUUCUGGACUGACUCCAGUGGCUCGUCUCCCCCGGUCCUGCGAGUCCAGCUGGGUGUUGGGGACGCACGUAAAAACGACGUUCUGGACCAUGCUGGGCAGAUGCUAUAUGGAUGCCAGUGAAGACUCUCCACCGCAGCAGAGCAGCUUUGACCACCAUCAGGGUGCUUGAGACUGGCCUCAGCGGGUCUCUGAGAACCUCUCCUCUGGUGUCCAGCGUUUUCAAUGCACCACAUUGCAUCCGACCCGCACCGUGGUCUUGGACAAGUCACUUCCUUUCUCUCUAUUUUAGCUAUCUCAUUGUAAAAGGAGGUUUAUAGGCCCUCUCUCAUGACGUGCUGACCUAAUGACCGAUUAGCUAAUACCUGCGCGGAAAUAUUAGUCACAAAACCAGUAUUCAGCACUGCUAUGAACUAGAGCCCAUAGGCUUUCCUACCCCGAGUACCUCUCUCCCAGUUAUCAAAUGAUCAUUCACGUUGUUACCAACGUGGGGUCAGGGCUACUGCAGUUAAAUAUGGAUCAGGUCGUAAGCUGGUGUAAACCAGCAUUGCUGUGUUGGAGUCGAUGGAUGAGCUUUCCAGAUGGUAUCAGCAGUGUCGUUUCACUGGAAGAACAGACGUGGCGCCCAGCUGGCAAACAUCAGCAUCGCUCCAUUGCAGCGAACGGCAGAGAUCUUCAGCUGGUUAGGAGUCAGAGUAACUCCAGUGGCGUCGAUAGGGGUGGAUGAGUGCCGUUCCUUUAGGGCUGUACCAGGGAAAAGCGGUUGAAAAUAUGGCCACAAGUACAUAUGUGACAGAGUUAGCGGAGAUAUUGUCCACCAAGCAUGGUGCUUGGUGUGGGAGAGAAAGUCAAACCAGAGAACACGGCGCUUUCUCUCGGCGUUGUUAAGGAAGGGUUUUUUCCCCCACAACUAGAGAUUUUCACAGUUUGCCUCUUGCUUCUUCCCACCUUCUUUUUUUCUUCUUCUUUAAGCUAUUUGCAUGAUAUUGUGAAAUGUCAUUAGAGGCUUUGACUGGAGUGGAAUAUGACAAGGCUUAAGGCAGAAUAUUCAUUUCUAUGAGAUUAGCUGUGUCCCAAAGAGCUUCUAAUAAGUGUCUUUGCCAGCUGAGAUGUGAAACAAUUUUGCUAACAAUUGA
Gavialis gangeticus (Gharial) is the source of this 3002-nucleotide messenger RNA. RefSeq names its product lactamase beta like 1 (gene LACTBL1). Bases 52 to 1758 code for a protein of 568 amino acids. The transcript has 6 exons. NCBI's taxonomy places the organism in Eukaryota, Metazoa, Chordata, Crocodylia, Gavialidae. The record is from RefSeq and is a predicted model, not a curated record.